Molecule: messenger RNA, 1573 nt
Organism: Octodon degus (degu)
Lineage: Eukaryota; Metazoa; Chordata; Mammalia; Rodentia; Octodontidae
Gene: Coro1a
Product: coronin 1A
Exons: 11
Coding region: 86-1471 (461 amino acids)
Biological process (GO): actin filament organization; cell migration
Molecular function (GO): actin filament binding
Source: RefSeq, a predicted model, not a curated record
AUCCUCGGCCGCUGGCCUCCGCUCCUCGGCUCCUUCCUCCUCCCGGCCCCUCCGGUUGCGGGGGGCGCGCACCUCCGGCAGCAGGAUGAGCCGGCAGGUGGUCCGCUCCAGCAAGUUCCGCCACGUGUUUGGCCAGCCAGCCAAGGCGGACCAGUGCUACGAGGAUGUGCGUGUCUCCCAGACCACCUGGGACAGCGGCUUCUGCGCUGUCAACCCCAAGUUCGUGGCCCUGAUCUGCGAGGCCAGUGGGGGAGGGGCCUUCCUGGUGCUGCCCCUGAGCAAGACUGGACGAGUGGACAAGAAUGUGCCUAUGGUCUGUGGCCAUACAGCCCCUGUGCUGGAUAUUGCCUGGUGCCCGCACAAUGACAACGUCAUUGCCAGCGGCUCUGAGGACUGCACAGUCAUGGUAUGGGAGAUCCCAGAUGGGGGUCUGGUGGUGCCUCUGAGGGAGCCCGUUGUCACCCUGGAGGGUCACACUAAGCGCGUUGGCAUCGUGGCAUGGCACCCCACAGCUCAGAACGUGCUGCUCAGUGCAGGAUGUGACAACGUGAUCCUGGUGUGGGACGUUGGUACUGGGGCAGCCGUGCUGACACUGGGCCCAGAUGUGCACCCAGACACCAUCUACAGUGUGGACUGGAGCCGCGAUGGUGGCCUCAUCUGUACCUCCUGCCGCGACAAGCGAGUGCGCAUCAUCGAGCCCCGAAAAGGCACUAUUGUGGCUGAGAAGGACCGUCCUCAUGAAGGGACCCGGCCGGUGCAUGCAGUGUUUGUAUCAGAAGGCAAGAUCCUGACCACAGGCUUCAGCCGCAUGAGCGAGCGGCAGGUGGCGCUGUGGGACACAAAGCACCUGGAGGAGCCACUGUCCCUGCAGGAGCUGGACACAAGCAGCGGCGUUCUGCUGCCCUUCUUUGACCCUGACACCAAUAUUGUGUACCUCUGUGGCAAGGGUGACAGCUCCAUCCGGUACUUUGAGAUCACCUCCGAGGCCCCGUUCCUGCACUAUCUCUCCAUGUUCAGCUCCAAGGAGUCCCAGCGCGGCAUGGGCUACAUGCCCAAGCGUGGCCUGGAGGUGAACAAGUGUGAGAUUGCCAGAUUCUACAAGCUACACGAGCGGAAGUGCGAGCCCAUUGCCAUGACCGUGCCUAGAAAGUCGGACCUCUUCCAGGAGGACCUGUACCCACCCACAGCAGGGCCUGACCCCGCCCUCACAGCUGAGGAGUGGCUGGGUGGUCGGGAUGCCGGGCCCCUCCUCAUCUCUCUCAAGGACGGCUACGUACCCCCAAAGAGCCGGGAGCUGCGGGUCAACCGGGGCCUGGACAGCUCUCGCAGGAAGGCAGCCCCAGAAGCUAGUGGCACCCCUAGUGCGGAUGCCAUGUCCCGGCUGGAGGAGGAGAUGAGGAAGCUGCAAGUCACGGUGCAGGAGCUACAGAAGCGCUUGGACCGGCUGGAGGAGGCAGUCCAGGCCAAAUAGAUAAUGCAGGGUCUUUGGCCAAGGCCAGCCACUCACACCCACCCAAGUCAGCCAGCAUGGCAGAGGAGAAAAACAAUAAUAAAAUGGCUUUAUUUUCUGGUA